AAUAAAUUAAAAACCCAAAAAACGAAACAAAAACAAGAAAAAACACCAAUAUAACUCAAAAAAGGCUACUCAAAUCCCCCAAACCCCAUCAUCACCCCCCCAUCACCACUACCCAGCACCACCGUCUUCCACCAUCGACCACCGCCAUUCCUCCUCCGCUGAUCGGUUCUUUUAUCUCAUGCUCCCAAGGACUCCCUGUCUUUCCUCACUUUCAACUUCGCCUCUGCAUUCUCUCUCUCUUUGCCCCUAAAGUAAGUCGUCACUCUGUUCUCUAUCUUCUUUCUCUCUAGAUGACUGUGUGCCGCAGAUUUUUUUUUUUCUUUUUUUCAUUUUCCCAAUUCUUUUGUUUGAUUCAAUUUUUUGUUCUGAUUUACGCGUUUUGAUGUAUUCAUAUAUGUGGAUUCUGUAGAGGAAAUUGAUUCUUGAUGGGGCAUAAGAAGCGAAACCUCGCUGCUCGUUCCAAUUCCAAACCCUCGGUUUCAUCUGCACCAGCGGCGGCGGUGUCUUCUUCCUCCGCCGCCGCUGCUGGUGCGGCUACUGAUGGUGGUUCUGUAGUAGACGAGCCGCAGGAGACUGCAAUCUCGUUGUAUAACAGAAGUGAAGCUGCGGCGUCCUUGUUAGGUACUGAAUCAGAAAAUGUUCAUAAUGCGCUGUCAUCUCCUGCGUUUUCUUCUUCCUAUGCUAAUGUUAAAGUUGAAUGUGAGCGUGCAUUGACGGCCUUGCGCCGGGGGAACCAUAAGAAAGCUCUUAGGUUAAUGAAGGAGCUGUCUUCUAAGUAUGAUAGCUCCCCACAUUCAGCUUUAGUUCACCGUGUUCAAGGGACGGUCUGUGUGAAGGUGGCGACCAUUAUUGACGAUCCUACCGCGAAGCAACGGCACUUGAGAAAUGCAAUUGAUAGUGCACGGAAAGCGGUUAUGCUAUCCCCUAAUUCAAUUGAGUUUUCUCAUUUCUACGCUAAUUUGUUGUAUGAGGCGGCCAACGAGGGAAAAGAAUAUGAAGAGGUUGUUCAGGAGUGCGAGAGGGCAUUGGCUAUUGAGAAUCCAGUUGAUCCCGCUAAGGAGAGUCUGCAGGAUGAGAAUCAGCACAAGUUGGCUCCAGCUGAGGCUAGGGUUGCUCAUGUUCAGAAUGAGCUUCGGUCUUUGAUUCAGAAGUCAAAUAUUGCAUCCAUUUCUACUUGGAUGAAGAACUUGGGGACUGGAGAAGAGAAGUUUAGGUUGAUUCCAAUACGUAGAGUGUCUGAGGAUCCAAUGGAAUUGAGACUGGUCCAGAAUCGACGACCAAAUGAGAUUAAGAAGGCGACUAAGACACCUGAGGAGAGGAGAAAAGAGAUUGAGGUCCGUGUGGCGGCUGCAAGACUAAUGCAACAGAAGUCGGAAUCACCCAUUUCACAGGCUGAUGGAGACAAGGGAAUAGAUUCCUCUUCUGGUCCAGGACCAAGAUCAGGUGAGAGACGGAAAAGUGGAAGAAAGAAUGCUUCUUCAGCUGAGAGAAAGGACUGGGUUAGAGCAUUCUGGAACUCCAUGAGUCUGGAUAAGAAGAAAGAGUUAUUAAGUGUUAGGGUUUCAGAUCUGAAGGGCCAUUUUAAUUCGUUAAAAGAUGGAGUUGCAGUUGAGGUCAUCUCUGAAGCAUUGGCAUUUGCUGAAGCUAAUAGAGACUGGAGAUUUUUUGUUUGCUGCCGAUGUAAAGAAAAGUUUGUAUAUGCAGAAUCCCUCAUAAAUCAUGUGAUACACGAACACUUGGGGAGUUUACUGCCAAAGAUGGAGGCAGUUGUUCCCAAAAAUAUAGAGAAUGAAUGGGCUGAAAUGCUUUUAGCCUGUAAGUGGAAGCCACUUGAUGUUAAUGGUGCUUUAAAAAGCCUUGGAGAACUGCCAAAGGGUCACGAUUCUGAAUUUCUAGACAGGCCCUAUCAUAGAAAUGAGAUUGAUGAUUCUAAUGAAUGCUUUGCUGAUAGUUACAGCAAUGAAGAUGAGUGGGAUUCGUCCCCUCGCAAAAGGGAAUCAGGGGAUAGUUGCAAUGGUGUUAUUAUCAAGAGCAAGGAGUAUGAGAAGUAUUCUGACAUUGUUUGGAUGGAUUGUGAUGAAAACCAAGAAAGUAAGCCAUGCUUUUCUCACGAUGACUGGCCAUUGUCGGAUGAUGCUGAGCGCGCAAAGCUACUCGAGAGAAUACAUUCCACUUUUGAGGCCCUGGUAAAACAUAAAUACCUUGCUUCAAGUCAUCUCAGCAAAGUUAUGCAAUUUGCUGUGGAGGAGUUGCAAGGUAUUGCAUUUGGUUCUCAACUUCUUAACUGUAACAUUGAUCAAACUCCUCUUUGCAUCUGCUUUCUGGAAGCUCCAGAGUUGAAAAAGAUUUUGAAGUUUCUGCAAGACCUUUAUCAUUGUUGUGGGUUGGGUAGAUAUCAUGAUAAAGGAAAUUCCUUGGACGAUGUAAACAUUGGGACUCAGGGUGUAAAAGCUUUGGAGAAGUUAGUUCUGAGUGAAGAUGCUUUAUACUUAACUUUAGUUGACCGCUUCCUGCCAGAAAAGAGAAGCUCUCAUAUUCAUGGAUUAACCAAUGAGGAUCCGUAUUUACUUGAUUCUGAUGCUUUAUUGUCCUGGAUUUUUACGGGACCUUCUAGUGGGGAUCAAAUGGUAUCCUGGAUGCGGGGAAGAGAAGAGAAAGAACAGCAUGGUUUGGAGAUCCUCCAGUUGCUGGAAAAAGAAUUCUACAACUUACAGGGAUUAUGUGAGAGAAAAUUGGAGCAUUUAAGUUAUGAGGAGGCAUUACAGGCCGCUGAAGAUCUCUGUUUGGAGGAAGGUAAGAAAAGAGAGCAUUCCACAGAAUUUGUCCGAAGAAGUUAUGAGGCCGUCUUGAGGAAACGAAGGGAGGAGCUCAUUGAAUGUGAUAACGAAUUUGUUAUUGGCAAUCGAUUUGAGUUGGAAGCCAUAUCAAAUAUUUUGAAGGAAGCAGAUUCUCUGAAUGUCAAUCAAUUUGGGUUCGAGGAAACUUACAAUGGGAUGACAUCUCACUUGUAUGACCUUGAAUCUGGUGAGGACGAUGACUGGAGGACCAAGGAUUAUUUGCACCAAGUUGAUUCUUGCGUGGAAGUUGGUAUUCAGAGACAGAAGGAACAUGUGUCUGUUGAGCUCAGCAAAAUUGACGCUAGAAUUAUGCGAGUUAUUGCUGGAAUGCACCAGUUUGAAGUAAAACUUGAGCCGGUUUCUGCGUAUGAUUACCGUUCAAUUUUAGUCCCUCUUAUGAAGUCAUAUAUGCGGUCGCACUUGGAGGAUUUGGCAGAGAGAGACGCCACAGAGAAAUCUGACGCGGCCAGAGAAGCAUUUUUAGCCGAACUUGAUCUUGAUUCGAAGAAGGGUAACAAUGGAGUUCCUGAUAAUCUGAGGCAUAUGCAUGAAAAAACAAAAGAUAAGAAGAAAAACAAGGAUUUCCGGAAAACAAAGGAUUCAAAGGUUAAUACUGGCAGUGACGUAUACAUGCUUCAGAAUGAGACUACCGAGGAUGUCUCUCUCGAAGUUUUACAUGAGGGAGAAGAUUUUGAUGCUGAGGUCAUAAAUGCUGCUAAUGGUGAUACUUCGAAAUCAGAGGAAGAGGAAGUGAGACGAAGAAUUGAACUUGAAGCUGAGGAGAGAAAGCUUGAAGAAACUCUGGAGUAUCAAAGACGAAUUGAGAAUGAAGCUAAACAGAAGCAUCUCGCUGAGCAAUACAAGAGAUCUGUGAAGACAAAUUCUGAAGAAAUGUCGGCCAUUGCUUGCUCUAGUUCUUCCUUGAUACAGUCAGAAGAUCAUCAUGAUGUCAAUGGUCAAUUGAUAUUUGGGAAAAAGGAACAUAUGGUAGUCAAGAAUGGAAUUUCAAAUCUUGUGGGUGAUCUACCUGAGAAUACGGUCGGAGGAGUUGCAGAAACGAACGGCUUGCCUGAGGGGGGGAAUAUAGACGAUGGCCUUUUACUUUCUGAACGACGCACUGGAAGGAGAAAUAGGCGGCAAAAAGGUGCUGCUAAAUCAAUUGAUGGAAAGAUCCAGCCAUUGUCAUCAGGAAAGGAAAAUAUGGAACUCAAGACCAGUGAGGAAUCACAUGAUACUGGAACAAAGACAUUGAGACAGCUGCAGGCUGAGGAAGAUGAUGAAGAAAGAUUCCAAGCUGAUCUCAAGAAAGCAGUGCUUCAAAGUCUUGAUUCUUUUCAUCAGCUCCAGAAACUGCCUCCUGGGCCAAAGUUGUCAAAUCCACUGAUGAUGUCUCCUGUUCUUGCUGACUUAAAUGUUUUUGCUGAUGAGCGUGUGACACAAGGCUUGGAUUCCUGUGGGACAGGAUUGAAGAAUGAAGUGGGAGAAUACAAUUGUUUUCUCAAUGUUAUUAUACAGUCUUUGUGGCACUUAAGACGGUUUCGAGAUGAAUUUCUAGAAAGUUCAUCAGCAGAACAUGUUCAUGUGGGUGAUCCUUGUGUGACAUGUGCAUUAUAUGAAAUUUUUACUGCACUUAGCUUUGCUUCCACUGAUUCGAGAAAAGAAGCUGUUGCACCCACUUCACUGAGAGUUGCUCUUAGCAAUUUGUAUCCAGAUAGCAAUUUCUUUCAAGAGGGACAAAUGAAUGAUGCUUCUGAGGUUCUGGGUGUCAUAUUUGAUUGCCUGCAUCGAUCAUUCACGCCUUCUUUAGUUGCUUCUGAUGCUGAAUCAGUGGAUAGUAACUGCAUGGGUUCAUGGGAUUGUGCUAGUGGUGCUUGCAUUGCACAUUCUCUAUUUGGGAUGGACAUUUUCGAAAGAAUGAACUGUUAUAACUGUGGUCUGGAAUCCAGACAUCUAAAAUAUACUUCUUUCUUUCACAAUAUCAAUGCUAGUGCUCUCCGGACUAUGAAGGUCAUGUGCCCAGAAAACUCAUUUGAUGAGCUUCUGAACCUUGUUGAGAUGAAUCACCAGUUGGCUUGUGAUCCUGAGGCUAGUGGCUGUGGGACGCUUAACUAUAUACAUCAUAUUCUCUCAACUGUGCCGCAUGUCUUCACUAUAGUUUUGGGUUGGCAAAAUACCUGUGAGCAUGUUGAUGAUAUAAGAGCGACACUGACAGCAUUAUCUACUGAGAUGGACAUCAGCAUCCUUUACCGUGGUCUUGAUCCCAAAAAUAAACAUCGCUUGGUUUCAGUGGUUUGCUAUUACGGUCAGCAUUAUCACUGUUUUGCCUACAGCCAUGAAAGAGGAAGAUGGGUCAUGUAUGAUGACAACACUGUGAAGGUAAUUGGUGGCUGGGAGGAUGUUCUCAUCAUGUGUGAGAAGGGACAUCUGCAACCUCAGGUCCUUUUCUUUGAAGCUGUGAAGUAGAGUGAUAAUGAAGGAAUUCAUUACUUAAAAUAUGUGGGCUACAAUUCACGCAUUGACCUCAAUCGUGCACCAUGUUCCCCGCCUGUAUAGAUUGUGAAGAUAAGUACACUUCCUUUUGCCAGAAGUUUUGAGUUAAUACGAAGUACAGAAGUGUCAAUAUAGAAAUCGGGAGUUAUGGCUUGAGUUUUUACAACAUAAAAGAGCAGGAGUCAUCUUCCUGCGCAAAAUUUUGGAAGAUAUUGUCUUGGGGCUGGGAAAUUAAACAGUAGAAGAGGAGUAGGUUUCCCUCUCUCCAUAUCAAAACUUAUUGCCAGACCUGGGCAUUGGAUGCGUGGGGAAUCUUGCAUCUCACCAAUAAGGCUAUUUUUGUUACAGGAUAGGAUUACUGACAGUAAGAAUCCAUUUUACCUGGCCCUGAAUGGUAGAAGCAUGAGAAAGUUGACCCCUAGGGCGUCUGGCAAUCGGCACCUAUUUAGCUGAUACUAGAGAUGUACACAGGAAAGUUUAGACGGUUAGUUGCAUAUAUCACCAUUGUUUUUCUUUAUGAUGAGGAAAUAGUGUACAUAGAAAUGGUUAUCCUUAUGAAGUUCGAUACAUCAUCCCUACCAUAGUGACCAUUUUGAUGUCGUGAAUGCGAAAAAGUUUUGACCAGGGCUAUUGAUAGGGAGAGUAUGUAGUAUGAUGAUGACGAUAUGAUCCAAUGGAGUAAGAAUUUAAGAUUCAGAUGGUAUAUUUGUUUGUUGAUCUUUUCUUACUCUUUCUUUACCUAAAUGUAGUCAAAUUUGGCUCUCUACUUGUUGCAUUUCAUUUUGGUAGUUAUUUUUUUCGGAGCAGAAGACCGGUUAACAGGAUAAGUUUAAGUAGGUUGAUAAUGUCAACGUAGCUGGAAGUGUUUUGAUUAUUUUUCCUUGCGUACUAAUGAUUUUCCUUCCAAAAUUUCUCACUAGUGGAAGUGGCAAUUUGUUUGUUGGACUGCCUUUUUUGACAUUAUUUUCCGUUCCAUUUGUUUCAAUACAUUCUGUAGCCACUAGACAGGUUUAGCCCGCACGGUUUGAUGGCUCGGCGAUCUUGCGAAGACUUGUGAUGUGCAUUAAUUUUAGGUUAAAUCUGUUAUCUGAAGAAAUCAUUUUCAUUACUUUCAUUUUAGUAGCUUUAACACUGAACACACAAAUUACGACCUAAUUUUCUUUAACACAGCCUGUUAACUCCAGGACAUAGCAAAUUGCCACUUUGAGAAAUGAAUACAGAUGUACGAC
Messenger RNA from Oldenlandia corymbosa var. corymbosa, 6556 nucleotides. Lineage: Eukaryota; Viridiplantae; Streptophyta; Magnoliopsida; Gentianales; Rubiaceae. The record is from the annotation of a GenBank genome assembly.